Sus scrofa (pig) is the source of this 3541-nucleotide messenger RNA. NCBI's taxonomy places the organism in Eukaryota, Metazoa, Chordata, Mammalia, Artiodactyla, Suidae. The record is from RefSeq and is a predicted model, not a curated record.
AUGCCAGAGCCUCCGAGCAGCUGGGCCGGCUGGUCCCACCCGCCAGUAAAAGCCGCUCUGAUUGGCCCGGCCGCAGCCGGGAAGGCGGGGCCACUAGGUCCCCCACCGGCCCGGAGCGCCCAGGCCCAGCCCCGCCCCCGGCACGGAGAGCCAGGCCCCGCCCCCGCGCCGCCGGCUCCGGGGUCCGCCCACCGGGGGGCGUGGCGCGCCUGCUCCGGGCUCCUGGCUCCCCCGGACCGCCUGCGGGCUGCCGCCCCGGGGCCGCCCACCUCCCCAGCGCGGGUCCGGCCCCUCGGCCGGCGCCCACGACUCUCCCGCCUGCCCUCCCUUCCCGCCGGCCGCCUCCAGACCACCUCCCGCAGUUUCCCGGCCUUCGCUGCUAGGCUGGCGCGUCCGCGGCGCUCCGACCGACUGGAUCCCGCGCGCCCGCUCCCAGGACCAGGGGCUGGACCCAAGAUUCAUUCCGAAUAUAGGGAGACACAGGACAUCUUUGUGACUGACAGAGUGAUCCAAAAUGGAGAAGAUAAACCCCCACAGUUGGUGACCCCUGCGUCAGUGAAAGCCAUCAUCUCAAGGAUUGAGGCUGCUCAGCUAACUCGGACUCAAGAGGACAUUUCUUCCCAGCUCUCAGACAUCUUGGACAAUGUCAACUGUGUCAUCAACCGCUUCCAGGAAGAAUUAGGAUAUGAUUUCCAAAAAAAGGCAAAAUCUCACCAAACAGAGCAAAAGGGCAGGAACAGAUUGAUCUUGCUGGAGAAAAUUACCUCCUUCUCCAAAGAUGCUGAGACUAAAGAGAAGCACUUGUAUGAAAUUCUCCGCUGGCUGGGUGACUGGGGUGACAGUCUGACCUAUGAGAUCAAGAACAGGAAGAGCGAGGAGGAAGAGGAAGCCCUAGAUGAAUGGAUCGAAGUGAUGGAGAAAGUGUUACCUCUCUCUCUUAUCGCCACCAAAGGAGGCAUCGAGUCUCUCAUUUCCCUUUGCUCCACUCUCAUUGAAGGGCAGAAGAAGGGGUCACAAAUGUCCAAAUGCACCUUCUGGCAGGGCUGGCAGGCUCUGAGCCCACAAAAAGCCAAAUCCUGCCCUCAGCCACUGAGCCCCGAGCAGAUGCUCCAGGACAGGCACACUACCUGCACAAAGGUCUCCGAGGUAAAGUCCAUGCUGCAGGAACUCCUGGACUCCACCAUGUUCAACGAGGGGGAGGUCAGGGCCAUCAGGUACAUGUCAGCUGUGAUAGAAAAUCUCAGCAAGGCCUUGAUGCUGCAGCACAAGGAAAACAGGAGCCUGGAGACCAAGUACAGGUACCUGAAAAUAGAGAUGACCAAGGAACUCAGCAGCCAGAGGCUCUUCUUCCAGAAGUCCCUCCAAGUCCUUGAGAGUAAGAGAGAUGCCCUGCUAAAGCAGGUAGAAAUUCUAGGGGGAAGGUACCAUGACCUUCUCCUGAUAAAGCAUGCCUUAGACUUCCAGCUGAAGAAGGCUCAGUCGGCUAGAGGUGAAGCAGCAGACUCCGGCAAGAUCUUGGCAGACUCCCUGGUCCCCGCUAAAAGAGAGACCCCCCCAAAGAAAGAAACAGUCCCGGAGGAAACUCAGCAGAAACCCAAGAAGGAGGAGCAGUUUUCACCGCUCUCCCCAAGUCCCACGGCCACGGCCUGGGGCAGUGGUGCCAGCCCUUCAACAGAUCAGCUGCUUUCCACCAUGACUGUAUAUUCCAGAGUUGCAGAUGUGUACAGCAGCAAGAACACCGAAAGUCUUCAGCCUGGGUUGCUGUCCUCCACGGAAUGCAAGUCUCCUAAGAAAUGGGAAAGACCAGCGGCAGAAAGCCCCGGCCACAACGUCAAAGACCAGAAGGACUUCUUCCAGGAAGCGGCCCCGGAGAAGGAAGGACUCCAAAUUCAACCCCAUUUCCAGAAGCAGCUGUCCCCGGAGAGCGCUAGGAAGAUGGCCUCAGAGGGCAUGGCCGAGCACUGGGAAGAGGAACUCAGCUGGGAGCGGCGGAGGCAGCAGUGGCUGAAGGAGGAGGAGAUGUGGCUGCAGCGGCAGGAGAGGUGGACCCUGCUGGAGCAGGAGCACCAGGCGAAGCUGCGGCAGUGGGAGGUGGAGGAGGUGGCAAGGCAGCUGCAGGAGCGGGGGCGCCCGUGGAGGGAGCUGGAGCGGCCCGAGGAGGAUGCAGAGAAGAGGAUCUUCAUGCCCACCCGUCGAUGGAGGGACUUGGAGGAGGCAUCCUUGGCACCUCCCCCAAGCCGGGCCCAGUCUGCUCCCCAAGGCAGGAGGCCACACUUGCCCAGGUCUGCUAAGACCCAGCAGCCCCUCCCCGGAACCCAGAGGACCAUGAGUUCAGCCAAGUUCACCCAGAAACCACGGGCCUGCCAGGUUCCCCUGAAGCCCAAGAAAUCGGCCUCCUUUCCUGUCACGGUAACCUCCCUCCAAAAGGCGACCCGGCCCCCUUGGCCUGUGUCACCAGCAGCUCUGAAGGGGAAGGUAUACCACUUGGGCGUGGAGGCCCAGAGGCGGAAUCUGCAGCUCCUGACCGAGGAGGGUCCGCUGGGGCUGCCCCCCGACCUGCGCAGCAAGGCGCUGGAGCUCACCACCACCACCAUGGAGCUGAACGCGCUCAGGCUCUGGUGCCUGUGCCAUAAGUAUGUCCUCCACAGACGUUUCCAGAGCCUCCGACAAGCCGUGAUCAACCAUCUCCAAGACAUGCAAGAAACCAAGGCUGCCUACAAGGCCCAGAACCUCUACCUCUUUCUAGAAAACAUUGACCACCUGCAAAACGUGCAGCUGCAGGCCUGGACAAACAAGCAGAAGGACCUGGAGGAGAAGCGCCAGGAGUGCCUGAGCAGCAUGGUGACCACGUUCCCCAAGCUCCAGCUUGAGUGGAGCAUUAACCUGCACACCCCUGUGGUCACCUCUGCAAAGUCAAAGAAAAGCAAGCCUCCACAGUCCUUGCUCCGGCACAUGCGCUUCAGCAGCUCCUCCUGCAAGCCCUGGGAGCUCUUUACAACAAAGCACCUUCAAUGUGUGCCCCUGCACAUGGCCCGCCAACAGGAUAACCAGAUGGAGGCCAUCUGGAAAACCGAUGUGGCCUCGUCCAGUCACCCAGUAGAAAGGAAGACCCCCAUCCACCUGUCCUGGGACCAGCUGGGGGGCUACCCAGAUACUCCCCGGCUGUUGGCAUUGGACGUGCACUCCUCCUACUGCAAAAGCUUGAUGUCCCUCAAGGCCCGCUUCAGGUUGAAACUCUUCAAGGAAGAGGAGGAUGUGGGAUGCAAACAGAUGACCCUUGGAUGAUGCUGGAGUAGGACUGGAUUUCUGAGCCACAGCUUAACAGAUCCCAAGGAUGUCUGGUGGGGGGAGGAAGGUAAGAGGCAUUCCGGAUGCAGGUCACACACUCUGGACAGCUGAGGCCAGGAAGGGCCAGUUCUAGCCUUUCAUGCUUAUUGUUUUCUGAAUAAGCCAACAUGUUAAAGUGCCCUUAUACUAGGAGUUCCUGUUGUGGCUCAGCAGUAACGAAUCCAUCUAGUAUCCAUUGAGGACGUGGGUUCAA